UAAUUUGUGUAGUUAAAAUUGAGAAAUGACAUUAAUUAAUAUUUUACUCAAUUUUUCUUUCAUGUUAAGUUUUUGAUUUAAAGAAAAAUAAAUAAAAUAAAUUGUGUGAAAAAAUAUUUUUUUUAUUAAAUUUUAAUUUAAAUAUUUUUUAUAAGCAUUUAAGGGAAUAUUUUUUUGAAUUUUUAUUUAAAAAUUUUUUUACAGAUUUUUAGCUCUUUUAAUUAAUAAUUUAUUUUGUUAAUGUCGUUAUACAAAGAAGAUGUUUAUGAAACAGAAGAUUUGCCUGAACCGGAGCUUGAUGAUAACGAGGAAUAUUUUGAAAAUAAAGAAAUUGAAAAGGUUCAUGUUGAUUUGAAUGCUGCUAAAAGACGUUUUGGAAAUUGUUUAUUAGACUCGGGAGGUGCAGAUUUUUCUGAUUCUGUGACAUCAUCGCGGUUAAAACGUGGAUACAAGGCUAAUGAAAUAUUUGAAGGCUCUCCUCAAGACUGGGAGAUUGAAGAACUUACUUUUGAACAAAAAUAUAAAAAAAUCUGUUCAGAAAUUAAAGAAUUGAUGGCUGAAUCCGAAAAGCAGACACAACCAGUCAGCAAAACAGAAAUUGAAGGUUUGCAUAAGUUCGUACAGUCAAUAGCUUCACCUGCUGUGAGCGAUGUUCAACCGAAGACAAGCGAUGACUCUUCUAAGCAAGUGGACGAGCCCAAAUAUUUGACUGAAGAAGAUAUAGAAAAAUAUCGAAGCAAACUUGUUUCUGGAGCUUCUAUUCAAGAAUUUAAUGAAGUUAUAAAUGCUAUUUUGGCAGAAUAUAAUCGAAUCGCUAAAUAUUGUUCGUCUGUUACUAAAAAUCGCAAAGAAUAUUUUGAUUAUUUGCAAAAAUCGCAUCAAUCCGCGUUAAAUUUUAAGGACAAACAAAUUCAACUUUUGGAAUCCACUGUAGAACAACUUCGACAAGAUCUCGUCAAAAAACUUAGGAAUGAACAUAUGGAAAUUGCUAGGAGUUCUGUAAAAGGAGAGACAACUAAAGAAAAGAAUUCUGACGUUGGGUAA
Meloidogyne enterolobii is the source of this 1044-nucleotide messenger RNA. The record is from the annotation of a GenBank genome assembly. Lineage: Eukaryota; Metazoa; Nematoda; Chromadorea; Rhabditida; Meloidogynidae.